Molecule: messenger RNA, 2373 nt
Organism: Aspergillus fischeri NRRL 181
Lineage: Eukaryota; Fungi; Ascomycota; Eurotiomycetes; Eurotiales; Aspergillaceae
Gene: bioDA
Product: adenosylmethionine-8-amino-7-oxononanoate aminotransferase
Exons: 3
Coding region: 1-2373 (790 amino acids)
Biological process (GO): biotin biosynthetic process
Cellular component (GO): mitochondrion
Molecular function (GO): S-adenosyl-L-methionine:8-amino-7-oxononanoate transaminase activity; dethiobiotin synthase activity; ATP binding
Source: RefSeq, a predicted model, not a curated record
AUGCCUCCGGUUCGAGCGGCCUUGUGGCGCACACUGCGUGCCCACCAAGUCUACGGUGCCAACACAGACGUAGGCAAAACCAUUGUGUCUACUAUUCUAUGUAAUGCGGUACAACGUCGCAAGGCCGAAAAGGCGGCAUUCCUGAAGCCAGUAUCUACAGGACCAUUGGAUGAGGCAGAUGACAGUCACAUCCAACGCCAUGCGGCCGGUACAUUGACCAAAUGUCUGUAUCAAUUCGAUGAGCCGGUGAGCCCGCAUAUUGCUGCUCAGCAGAAGAACUUCGUGAUCCCUCGGGACGAUGAUAUCCUCGGUUCCGUGCACAAGACACUCUCCGAAUGGGCUCGCACUGGAGUCAGUUUCGCUCUCGUAGAGACUGCCGGUGGAGUCCAUUCGCCUGGGCCGAACGGUAACUCGCAGGCAGAUCUUUACCGGCCCCUUCGUUUGCCGGUGGUUCUUGUCGCAGAUUCGCGACUUGGGGGCAUCUCGUCUUCCAUCUCGGCCUACGAAUCACUACUGCUUCGCGGCUACGAUGUCAAUUCGGUGCUCCUGUUCCGCGACGAUUACUACAAGAACCAUGAGUACCUGGGCGACUACUUCCGCAACAAGAGCAUUCCCCUUGUACCAUUGCCACAGCCUCCCAAACGCCCGCAGUCGCAGGAUGCAGCGUCCCUGGCGCAGGACGAGGAGGCCAUGGCAGGCUACUAUCAGCAAGUCGCGCAGGAAUCAGACGUCCAAGGUCUGUUGGGUGAGCUGGCGGCGAGAAAUGCCGAGAGAAUCGAUCGUCUAGAGUCAAUGGCUAGUCGGGCCCAUGAUACGAUAUGGUACCCCUUUACGCAGCACCAUGGCAUGACUGCCAAGGAUAUCACUGUGAUCGACUCUGCACAUGACGAUUACUUCCAAACUUUUGAGUCGAGCGGCAAUGCAGACCAGGGUAAUUUGCAACCAACGUUUGACGGCUCAGCGUCGUGGUGGACUCAAGGUCUUGGUCACGGCAACCCGGAGCUUGCCUUGUCGGCUGCAUACGCAGCUGGACGAUAUGGACAUGUCAUGUUUGCUGGAAACGUUCACGAGCCCGCGCUAUCGCUCGCAGAGCUCCUGAAAGACACUCUCGGAAACCCUCGGCUCCAGAAGGUCUUCUACACCGAUAAUGGAAGCACGGGGAUGGAAGUGGCUGUGAAGAUGGGUCUACGUGCGGCAUGCCAUCGCUACGGUUGGGAUGCCAGCAAGGAACAGAUCAGUAUUCUUGGCCUCAAGGGAAGCUACCAUGGCGACACGAUCGGGGUCAUGGACUGCUCGGAGCCGUCGACGUAUAACCAGAAGGUCGAGUGGUACCGCGGUCGCGGCUACUGGUUCGAUUUUCCCUUGGUGAAAAUGUCCCAAGGGACUUGGAAGGUUGAGAUCCCUAAAGAGCUGCGAGACUCCUUGGGCGGGGAUCUUGAGUUUUCCUCGUUGAGCUCGGUAUUUGAUCUGGAGACGCGUGUCAAAUCAGAAGCGGGACAACGCUACAGAGAUUUCAUACGCACUACGAUCGAAGAUCUGGUCCGCAAACAAGGAAUGAAGUUUGGUUCUCUCAUCAUGGAGCCUAUCAUUCUCGGAGCCGGCGGAAUGCUCUUCUGUGAUCCGCUAUUCCAGCGAUGCCUCGUGGACGUGGUCCGCGGUCAUCCAGAGCUCUUCACGGACAACCCUACAGCUACAAACAGCCUAGGAUCGGAGACAUCCUGGUCAGGUCUCCCAAUCAUCUUCGAUGAGGUCUUUACCGGACUCUACCGUCUCGGACGCAAAUCAGCCGCCUCCUUCCUGAAUGUCCACCCUGACGUCGCCGUGAACGCGAAACUCCUGACAGGCGGACUUCUCCCUCUUUGCACCACGCUUGCGAGCGAGGAGAUUUUCCAAGCAUUCUCCAGUCCCGAAAAGAGCGACGCCCUAUUGCACGGACACAGUUAUACUGCGCACGCCGUCGGCUGCACGGUCGCCGUGGAUUCCCUGCGAACCAUGACGAAGAUGGAAAGCAGUGGGUCAUGGAAUGCGUACCGCGGGGACUGGAAAGCAGUCGAUGUGUCUGGGGAAGAUAAUUCCCCGGAGGUCUGGUCGGUGUGGUCCCGCGAUCUGCUGCGGGAUCUGUCAUACGCGGACUCGGUCGAGAGCGUUUUCGCUCUUGGCACUGUGCUCAGUAUCUCACUGAGAGACGCCCAAGGCGGAGGCUAUACCUCCACCGCAGCUAAGGGCCUGCAGCAGAGAUUAUCUGCGGGCGGGCCACAAUUUAACGUCCAUUCCAGAGUGCUGGGAAAUGUGCUCUAUCUCAUGUCGAGCGUCACAUCGAAACCCGAGACUGUGCGAGGUUUGGAGGGGCUGCUCCGGUCGGCAUUGCUAUAA